GUGGCCCGUCUCUGCUAAAUAAUCUCUGGUCUAGUUCACCACACCUCGAGACUUGUUACAUGAGUUUUUUUGUUUGUUUGUUUGUUUUUGGUGAAGCGCUACAUAAUAAGAUCAUAAAGACAGGAUUAUUUUAAAACAUCAUUAUAUUUUAUUUAGGGGCAAUGUAUAAAUGAUUUCUUUGGCACUAGAUUAUUUAAACGUAAAAAUGUUCUUUUGAGUCCACCAGCUGGUUUGUACGCAUCUUCACCACUACAAACGUCAUCGACUGACUGUUUGCUUACAUUAGCUGGGCUUGGCUUGCUCUGAACUACAAGGUGGAAUCAGCGUGUCAAAUUAUCGUGUUUUCAUUGAAACAGACUCAGUUUAAAGGAUUCUCACAUCUCAUCAAGUAUUUUUGGAUUUCAGACAUCGCGUGUAAAGGGUUGCGCCAGGACUUUGGAUGUACAUAGAGUAAGACCCUGUUUCCACCUGGUAUUAUGAUGCAUCUCGGGUGAUCCGAUCACAUGUGGUCAGGAGUUGUUGAAGCAGCAUGUCCAGGUCUGAUUUCCCUCCGGGUUACGAUGAUUCCCGGCUGCUCUCUAACCCUCAGCCUGGGGGUUACCCCUCCUCUGCCCCUCCAUAUGGCUUCAAUUCAUACGGGGGACCGCCUUAUGCACAGCCCAAUAACCUUUACCCAGGACAACCUGGAGGAUACCCCCCUCCAACUAUAGCACCCAUCCCUAUCCCCGUCAUUCCAUCGGGCUCAGGUGACCAUGAAGGAUUUUCCACAGCAGGAUGGGACAGUACUAGUGUCAGACACAGUUUUAUACGGAAAGUUUACCUCAUCCUUGCUGCCCAGCUCCUCGUCACAGUCGGCAUUGUGGCUAUUUUCACAUUUGUGGAACCUGUAGCACUGUUUGUGAAAAAAAACCCAGCCAUCUACUGGACCUCAUAUGCUGUAUACUUUGUGACGCACAUCGUUCUGGUUUGCUGUCAGGGACCCAGGAGGCGUUUCCCAUGGAACAUGAUUCUGUUGCUCAUUUUUACAUUGGCCAUGUCUUACAUGACAGGCACUAUAGCAAGUUAUCACAGCACUAAGGCAGUGUUCCUGGCCCUGGGCAUCACUGUAAUCGUGUGCAUUGCUGUGACAGUGUUCUGCUUCCAGACUAAGGUGGAUUUCACUAAAUGGACUGGUUUUUUCAGUGUGCUCGGAAUUGUGGUGUUUGUUACUGGUAUCAUCACUGCUAUCGUGCUGUCAUUCAAAUACGUCCCAUGGCUUCACAUGCUGUAUGCAGCUAUAGGGGCCAUUGCAUUCACUCUGUUUCUGGCCUAUCACACCCAGCUGCUCAUUGGGAAGGGGAAGCACUCCAUCGGCCCUGAGGAGUAUGUGUUUGCUGCUCUCUCCCUAUAUAUUGAUAUUGUCCAGAUCUUCAUCUUGCUCCUGCAAAUUAUUGGAUUUUCUGAGAGAUAGAAGCUUCAAGCUGACCGACAGACCUUUUCAGCCUGUACUGUCAUAAUGAUUUUAAUAUUAAGGCACUGUCCAGUCCGGUCCCAAUGAGCAUGUACUCGAAUAAAAAAACCCUACUUAACUUGAGAAUAUAUCUAGCAUGAUACUGAUCAAUUGGUAUCAACUGGUAAGGGAUGAAUAUAAUUUGCAUUAUUAAGGAUCUUAACUAACUGUAUGCUUAUUUUCUAAUCAUUUUCAGCAAAUUUCUGUCUAGGGUAUUUUCUGCUGUGUAUAUACAAGCUAACUAUAUUUCAGUUUAUGAUAAGUAUUUUUUUUUUUGUAGACAUCUCUAUAUUUAUAUAAAAGUUAUAUCUUUUUUUAUAUCAUCAUCAAUGAAUGCUUAAAUGCUUUGGGAAAUAAGUUUCUUCUAUUAUUUGAUAAUAUGAUGAAUGUCAGAUUAUUUGAUGUCCAGUUGUGCCUUUGUUUUUGUUUAGUCCCAAAUACUUCCAUUAUAUACAGUCAUACAAAUAGUGUUAACUAAAUAUAUAUAUGGAGAAUAUAUUAGAAUGAUUUAGCCGAUUUUAGUUUUCUUGUUACUUAUGCCAAAACUUGGAGGCUAAAGUUUGAUAUGUACCAUUAUUAUUUUGGGGAUGGUCAUAUUAAAGAAGAAACACUGAGUAUUACUCAGUUAUUUUAUGGAUUUGAAUAUACUACAUUGGCUGCUUAUUAAGUUAUGUAUAUUUAUUUACAAGCACCCUCCAAACAUGUUGACAAGAUGACUAUAUCACUGCAGUUACAUCAGUAUGUGUUAAAGAUCUAACAAACCCACACUGAACUUUUUGUAAAUUACACAUUCAACAAUAAAUAAUCUUUCAAUGUUAUUGUUCUCAA
Molecule: messenger RNA, 2317 nt
Organism: Myxocyprinus asiaticus (Chinese sucker)
Lineage: Eukaryota; Metazoa; Chordata; Actinopteri; Cypriniformes; Catostomidae
Product: protein lifeguard 3-like
Exons: 13
Coding region: 530-1450 (306 amino acids)
Biological process (GO): negative regulation of apoptotic signaling pathway
Cellular component (GO): membrane; endoplasmic reticulum; Golgi apparatus
Source: RefSeq, a predicted model, not a curated record